Molecule: messenger RNA, 779 nt
Organism: Gongylonema pulchrum
Lineage: Eukaryota; Metazoa; Nematoda; Chromadorea; Rhabditida; Gongylonematidae
Source: the annotation of a GenBank genome assembly
AUGAGUCAUUUUGCAGGUUGCUUAUGUGAGGCAGCUUACGCGGCUAGUGAUGCAUAUGCACAGGGCAACUUAGCAGUGUUUUUCAACGCCACAGCUGCAAAAUCCGGUGACGACCAUCCGCUGACUGCCAGCGUCCCGAAUUUAUGGCGAGUUCUUUUUGCCCGAGAUUUCCGGUGCCAGGCGAGAUCUUUCAAAACGAAGGAGUUGCUGCCUAUCAAGGAAGCUCGUUUUAUUCGAGUCUCGGAUAGGAAACUUCUUCCAGCAGUUAUCAGUAACCAUACGCGUGCUAUUCUUGAAUUUGGCAGUAGCACAUCAGUACUGAGCGCCGGAAAAUACCGAUGCGAAAUCACGACCACUGACAACGAAUUUGCUUGGGGAUGGCUUUUUGUGAACAUGCGCCCCGUUUUCCACACGAACCACUCAAAGAUGCUGGAAACUGCUGGUGACAAUUUCUUUCGCGUGAAAGCACCGCUUGUGAGGGCAACUGAAGGUGAAACGGUGAUAUUGAGCUGCCCCGUGUAUGGAUACCCGAAACCAACGAUUGUUUGGUAUAAAGAUGAUGCCCUUGUUGCUUCCACGGAGCAGAUAACUUUUCUGGAGAAGGAUUUGCAAAUUGCAAAAGUGCAGUUUGAUGACGAGGGUGUGUAUUCGUGUGUUGCGCGGAAUUCGUUUUCGGAAGUGGUUGAAGGCGAGGAGAAGAAUUGGGAAUCGCGCCUGGAUCGCGAAGUAAAAGUGAAAGGUAAGCUGCGUUACAGUCGCAGUUUUCUGUUAAGCUGAAG